Molecule: messenger RNA, 2200 nt
Organism: Chenopodium quinoa (quinoa)
Lineage: Eukaryota; Viridiplantae; Streptophyta; Magnoliopsida; Caryophyllales; Amaranthaceae
Product: asparagine--tRNA ligase, cytoplasmic 1-like
Exons: 6
Coding region: 156-1871 (571 amino acids)
Biological process (GO): asparaginyl-tRNA aminoacylation
Cellular component (GO): mitochondrion
Molecular function (GO): nucleic acid binding; ATP binding; asparagine-tRNA ligase activity
Source: RefSeq, a predicted model, not a curated record
UCAUUUCUUCCAAUUCCAAUCGUCAAAAAUAACAACCUUCCCAUCAAAAUUUAGGGUUUUAUUUAGGACAGUAUACUCCACUUUCACUAACUCAUUCGCCACACCCAAAUCUCCAAUCUCCCUCUCCUUCUCUCUCCACUCUCUCUCCUCCAACAAUGGCGGACGAUUCCACCCCACCUCCACCAACAUCCGAAAUGUCCAAAACAAUCAUUUCCGACACCCCCACAUCCUCCCUUCCCCUCGCUCGCUUCUCCAAACGCGUCCCAAUCGCCAACAUCCUCAGCCGCCCCGACGGCGGCGCCUCCCUCGCCGGCCAAACCGUCAUCGUCGGCGGCUGGGUUCGCACCGGAAGAAUGCAAGGCCACAACACCUUCGCCUUCCUCGAGAUCACUGAUGGUUCUUGCUCUGCUAAUCUACAAGUUAUGGUUGAUGCUUCUGUUUACGAUUUGACCCGCCUUGUUCAUACUGGUACCUCGGUUUCGCUUUCGGGUACGCUUAAGACCCCGCCGGAAGGUACCCGGCAGAAGAUUGAGCUUAAGGUUGAUAAGGUAUUGGAGUUGGGUCCUGCUGAUCCUGCUACUUAUCCUUUGCCCAAGACUCGGCUUACUCUCGAGUUUUUAAGGGAUCGUCUUCAUCUCCGGCCGAGGACUAAUUUGAUAUCUGCUGUUAGUAGAAUUCGCAAUGAACUUGCAUAUGCAACUCAUGUGUUCUUACAAGAACAUGGUUUUCUGUACCUACACACACCCAUCAUCACUACUAGUGAUUGUGAGGGUGCAGGUGAGAUGUUUCAAGUCACAACAUUGAUUAACGAAGCAGAAAGAGUGGAGAAAGAGUUGAAGGAGAACCCACCUCCGUCAGAAGCUGACAUUGAAGCAGCAAAGCUUGUUGUUCAGGAGAAAGGGGAUGCUGUUAAGAAACUUAAGGAAGACAAGGCAAGCAAAGAGAAAAUUAAGGCUGCUGUUACAGUAUUAUCUAAAGCUAAAGAGGAUCUUGCCAAGUUGGAAGAGAGAGCUAACCUUAAACCUGGGCUUCCCCAAAAAGAUGGGAAAAUAGAUUAUUCUCAAGAUUUCUUUGCUCGUCAGGCAUUCUUGACAGUUUCAGGACAACUGCAAGCUGAAUCUUUUGCAUGUGCCCUUGGCAGUGUUUACACAUUUGGGCCGACAUUUCGUGCUGAGAACUCUCAUACUUCCAGGCAUCUUGCUGAGUUUUGGAUGUUGGAGCCAGAAAUGGCAUUUGCAGAUCUUGAGGAUGAUAUGAACCUUGCAGAGGCAUAUGUACAAUUUGUUUCUCAGCGGUUACUUGACAAGUGCCUUGAUGAUAUGGAAUUGAUGGUGAAAUUUGUAGACAAGACUGCAAUUGAUCGUUUGAAAAUGGUUGCUUCAACUCCUUUUGUGAGAAUUACUUAUACAGAUGCAGUGAAGAAGCUCCAGGAAGUUACAGAUAAGAAAUUUGAGAAUAAAGUUGAAUGGGGGAUUGAUUUAGCAACUGAGCAUGAAAGAUACUUGAGUGAGGUCUUAUUCAAGAAGCCAGUUAUAGUAUAUGACUACCCAAAAGAUAUUAAAGCAUUUUAUAUGAGGCUCAAUGAUGAUGGGAAAACUGUUGCUGCAAUGGAUGUGCUCGUACCAAAGGUUGGUGAGCUGGUUGGAGGAAGCCAGAGAGAGGAACGUUAUGAUGUUCUUUGUAAGAGGAUUGUUGAUAUGGGAUUGCCAUUGGAGACAUACGAGUGGUACCUUGACCUCAGGCGAUAUGGCACAGUAAAACAUUGUGGAUUUGGUUUGGGAUUUGAGAGGUUGAUUCUUUUUGCCACUGGCAUUGAUAACAUCAGAGAUGUCAUUCCUUUCCCGCGUUACCCAGGGAGGGCAGAUUUAUAGGCAGACUGAUCACACUUUUGUUAGUACUUACAUUUGCCUGUUUACCAAAAUGGCUUACAAUUGUGAUUUUUUUUUUUUUUUUUUUUAUUUAUCCUUGCUUAAUUACAAGGAAAAAUAGAAAAGCAGAACUCCUUGAUCUAUGUUAAUGAGAUUUGUGAUGAUGAUCUUGAAGUUGAUCUUCUGUAUUUUUUUUCUCUUCAUAUAUCUACAAUUUUGGAAUUUUCUCUCUUUUCCUUAUUGCUUGUUUCAUAAGCCCUUUUGCACAAUUUUAAAUACUACACAGAUAUGAGGAUCAAUGUCUUCAACUUCAUUAAAAAAAAAAAAAAAAA